Raphanus sativus (radish) is the source of this 1182-nucleotide messenger RNA. Its product is annotated as extensin-like. The record is from RefSeq and is a predicted model, not a curated record. The coding region runs from base 2 to 1027 and encodes 341 amino acids. The transcript is spliced from 2 exons. Lineage: Eukaryota; Viridiplantae; Streptophyta; Magnoliopsida; Brassicales; Brassicaceae.
AAUGUGCCAAAUGGAACCCAAAGAAACAAAGCCACCACCUAGAAAACAACCGAGGCAGCAUCCUUCUGUGCCUUUCGUUUGGGAGGAACUGCCUGGCUUACCAAAGAAGAACUGGCAACCUUCACUAGCCGCUUUCGUGCCUUCUCCUCCUACACUUCCGCCACCUAUCCCUGUCCCAGUUAAACUGGUCACCUCCGUUCCUUUCUGUUGGGAAAAGACCCCAGGCAAACUGCUACUCAAGCUUCCGCAACCACCACCACCGGAAACCGCCACGACUACUCCACUGCCACCUCCGGUUCCAGUUCCGGUUAAGCUGGUUACGUCUGUUCCUUUUUGUUGGGAAGAAACUCCUGGAAAACCGGCCCCAUCUACCGCAAAUGACCCACCUAAGCUUCCACAACCACCGUCUAAAACCGCCACGACUCCUCUAUUACCACCUCCGGUUCCAGUUCCGGUUAAGCUGGUUACAUCGGUUCCAUUCCAUUGGGAAGAAACUCCUGGACAACCGUACCCUUGCUUUGUUGAUUUCGACCCAACUGACCCUUUUGACCGACCGCUGACACCACCUCCCAUGUACGGUUGUGAAGCUGAAACCAGCAGUGAUAUUUAUGAUGACGCAAGCAGUGAUUCCUUCAGCUUUGUGCCGAUAUCAGGUGCUUUUACAGUGGAUGAAUUUGAUGACAACCUGAAUAGGGAGACGAGCUCGAUACCAACAUCGCCAGCCUAUGAUACUGAUGAUAGUACGAGCAGUUACAUGACGGGAUCUUCGUUCUUGGAAAAGCUAUUUCCACGUCUUCCACAGGAGAAUUCUCACCAUGUUCAGGUUACUACAGCUUCUAAUGACAUCAACUUUGGCUUUCCUGUGAGGACGCAAUAUACACUCCGGGAGUUAAUAAUGAUGAGCCGAAGGAGGAACUACAUGAGAAAGCAGAUUCCUUCCGUGGAAUUUACAAAAUAUGGAGCUGAGAGUUCCUGCCUCUUUGAGCUGGAAGGAAGUGAGUGGAAAAGAUACCAACGAAGGAUGUAGCUCCUUUAGAAGAAAACCGUAUAAAAGUUCCUCUAGAUUUGAUUAAAGAAACAGAACUUGUCGCAAAGUUGCUCUCUUUUUCAUAGAAGUAGAAACUUGUUUUUGUACAAAACAGAGCGUGAGUUUGAAUACCAAACUCUUUCUUCUAACAAACG